AUGGCAGGAACAGCAUCUUCUAGUAAAGGAUUCCUGUCAAAAUUUUCAUCGUCAAAAACAAAAAGCCAAAAAGAUUUGGAAAACCAUUGGGUGAACACAAUUUAUCAAGAAAAAGUAACCCAGUCAUUCCUAAUGGAUAUUCAAAUCCUGGAAGAACAAACAGAAAAGUUGAACAAAUAUUCCAAAAAAAUGGAUUCAGUCAAUCAACUGAAAAAACAAUUCAAAAAAGAUUACAUUGAGCGGAAUAAUGAACACCUAAGUGAAGAUAUGAUGGGGCGGAUCAAACAGGUGAUGAAAGAAAUGUCUCAACUUCAGGGAGAAAACGACGAGGAGCUGGUGAAGAUUGCAAUCUAUGCCAAAGCACUUGCUGAUGUCACUGCCACUAAGAAAGUGGACCCAAAAAGUAUAACCAAAUUAGAGAAAGCAAACCUGAAUCAUAUCCAGUCCUUGCGCAGGUCAACAUUUGUUUGGCAGCCUGAAAAUACAAAAGUCAAACAUCUUUUUGAAUCUUUGGAAUCAUUGUGGGCUAAAGAUGUUGAUGAGCCUUCAUCCACUUCAAAGGAAUUCCUAAAAAAAUUCCAAAUCACUUCAUUGCCUCGUUCCUGCUAG
Molecule: messenger RNA, 609 nt
Organism: Puccinia graminis f. sp. tritici CRL 75-36-700-3
Lineage: Eukaryota; Fungi; Basidiomycota; Pucciniomycetes; Pucciniales; Pucciniaceae
Exons: 5
Coding region: 1-609 (202 amino acids)
Source: RefSeq, a predicted model, not a curated record